This is a messenger RNA of Penicillium antarcticum, 573 nucleotides long. RefSeq names its product CUE domain-containing protein. The transcript has 2 exons. Bases 1 to 573 code for a protein of 190 amino acids. The record is from RefSeq and is a predicted model, not a curated record. Lineage: Eukaryota; Fungi; Ascomycota; Eurotiomycetes; Eurotiales; Aspergillaceae. Gene Ontology annotation, molecular function: ubiquitin binding.
AUGACAGACGAUGAACCCUCGUUGAAUAUCCCCUCGCUCCUCACUCUAGCAGUCGUAUCGUUCUUCGUCCUCCGAUGGUUCUUUAACCGCGACGACGCCCCGGCAGGAGGCGGCCGAGGUCGGGGCCGUGGGAAUGUCGUCAACCCGGCGCAAGUAGAACAGAUCUCACAGAUGUUCCCUCAGCUGAGCACGCGAGAUAUCAUGUGGGACUUGCAGCGAAAUGGAGGAAGCGUCGCCGCGACAACAGAGCGGAUCUUGACGGGUCGUGGACUGGAAACUCCACCGCCUUCAUUCCAACCCCAAGUCGCAAUCCCCUCCGCCACCAUCCCCGCUGCGCAGACCGCUUCGGCCGCGGCACCCAAAGCAGACGGACAGGAUUUGAUCUCCCGAUACAACCUGAGCGCAAAGGCAGCCAGCACUGCCGAGCCAGAACCACAACUGGCGACGCCAUCCAAGUCCGCUUGGUCCCAGAAUAAGGAAGAGCGCCAACGCCUGCUUCAAAAGCGUCGAGACGAUAUGAUUCUUGCCGCGCGGAGGAAGAUGAUGCAGAAGAAGGAGGGCAGUGCCCAAUGA